AUGGCACAGUCGACGUCGACGCUUCUUGGUUUGAACAAAUCGAGCCUGCUGACCAUCGCCGGAAUUGCUGGUGCGGCUUUCGUCGGCUAUGCCAUCUACUUUGACCACAAGCGCCGUUCGGAUCCCGAGUACAAGCAGCGAAUUCGUGAAAAGCGACGUGCCAAGGCUCGCGGCCCGGGAGCGCGUGUUGGUGGUGGUGGAGGCGCUGGCCUCGACUCGGAGUCGGAUCUGCCCGAUCCACGCAACCCAACGCAGAUGCAAUCGUAUUUCCUGCAAGAAGUGCAACUCGGCGAGGAAUUGAUGUCAGCCGGUAACACCGAGGAGGGUGCUUUGCAUAUAGCCAACGCGAUCGUUUUGUGUGGACAAUCGCAACAAUUGCUUUCGAUCUUCCAACAGACACUCCCACCAGAGCAAUUCAACGCCGUCUUGGCUGUGCUGCCCACGGCUCGUGAGCGUUUGGCCGAUCAUUUUGGCAUAAAUGAGGAAACACUCGAAACGAAUAACGAGCAACAUACUGAUGCUCGUCUUUCGCAAGCGUACGACAGUGCCGCCGAUUUCGUUGAAGCUGCAGGUGCGGGAGGAGACGGGGCACCGAUCAUGCAAUUCAUGGGAGGCAACGACGAUACUGAUGCACCUGUGCAGAUCCGCGAGCUCAUUGACGACGAAUUGGAG
Mesorhabditis belari is the source of this 672-nucleotide messenger RNA. NCBI's taxonomy places the organism in Eukaryota, Metazoa, Nematoda, Chromadorea, Rhabditida, Rhabditidae. The record is from the annotation of a GenBank genome assembly.